AUGUCGAGAUAUGGCUGGUCGCUUAACCGUGAGCAGAGCUCUCCGUACAGCUCCAUGCCGGGCGGAAUCCCUGCUGUGACAGACGACGACUUCAGCUAUAUCACGUCACAAGACUUGGAAGAUCCAUCCGCCUAUCUCGGAACACGACCGGGUGGCUCUCCGCCAGAAGACGAUGUCCUGAUUAUUAAAAACAAAGGCGUAACAUACCCUGCACAUUUCCCAGCAUAUUCUAUCGGAGAUGGCAAGCUGCGUGUGAAAGACGUGCGAGACCGCAUCGGACUAAUGAUGGACUUGUCCGAUCGCGCAAUUCCCCGCAUUAAACUCCUUUACAAAGGUCGCCAGCUCAAAGAAGCAGCCGCGCCUGUGCGGGAUUAUGGAGUCAAGAACAAGAGCGAGUUGAUGGCGGUCCUUGCCGACAUCCGGGACGAAAGCAGCGAGGAGGAAAUGGUUAUUGUCAAUGACACCCAGUCAGGUCGUCGCAAGAACAAGAAGAAGAAGAAGAAGGGGCCCAAGACUGACGGCGACUCUGCUAGCAGUCCCCGCGACAGCACUUCUAAUGUUGACGCAAGCUCCCCAACUCCUGGUGCUGGUCCCAUGAAGAAAAUUAAUGAGCUUGCCAAUGUGUUUAACACGGAAUGGCUACCCCUAUGUGUCAAGUUCAUUUCCUCGCCGCCUUCUGACCUCAAGAAGCGCGAGGACGAGCACAGGAAAUAUUCCGAGUCUAUUCUGCAACACGUUUUGCUGAAGCUAGAUGCCGUGGACUCGGAAGGUAUCCCAGAAGUCAGGAAUAAGAGAAAGGAAUUGGUGAAGAAGGUUCAGGAAACACUCAAGGAUUUGGAUAUAGCGAAAGCUUCCUAG
Molecule: messenger RNA, 858 nt
Organism: Pochonia chlamydosporia 170
Lineage: Eukaryota; Fungi; Ascomycota; Sordariomycetes; Hypocreales; Clavicipitaceae
Product: BAG domain-containing protein
Exons: 1
Coding region: 1-858 (285 amino acids)
Molecular function (GO): protein-folding chaperone binding
Source: RefSeq, a predicted model, not a curated record